Sinocyclocheilus rhinocerous is the source of this 1130-nucleotide messenger RNA. RefSeq names its product cyclin K (gene ccnk). The coding region runs from base 204 to 1130 and encodes 308 amino acids. Lineage: Eukaryota; Metazoa; Chordata; Actinopteri; Cypriniformes; Cyprinidae. Gene Ontology annotation, molecular function: cyclin-dependent protein serine/threonine kinase regulator activity. Gene Ontology annotation, biological process: regulation of transcription by RNA polymerase II. The transcript has 9 exons. The record is from RefSeq and is a predicted model, not a curated record.
AAGAAGACGCGCUGUAAAUGGCCGCCUCCAUGUCGUGAAUAUGAAGACUGACAAAGAUUACAAUUUUAUCUAACUGCUCAACUCAUCGAGAUCAUAAUCGAAUCAUAUACCAUAACGUCCUUUGCUGUACAGACCUGCACAGCUAUUGCUGUCCAACGGCGGCCUGAUAGUCCAGUUUGGCAUCAGCUGUCACUUCCUUCCAAAUGAAGGACGGCAAGGAGAACUCUACCGCCGCUGCUGGAAGUUUUGCCACAAAUCUGGACCACACAAAGCCAUGCUGGUACUGGGACAAGAAGGAUCUGGCCCACACCCCGUCCCAGUCCGAUGGCCUGGAUCCAGCCACAGAAGCCCGGUACAGACGAGAGGGAGCCCGGUUCAUAUUCGACGUCGGGACACGUCUGGGACUACAUUAUGACACUCUGGCAACUGGAAUAACAUACUUUCAUCGUUUUUACAUGUUUCAUUCAUUCAAACAGUUUCCCAGAUAUGUGACUGGGGCUUGUUGUCUUUUCCUGGCUGGCAAAGUGGAAGAAACCCCCAAGAAGUGUAAAGACAUCAUUAAAACGGCUCGGAGUCUGCUUAAUGAUGUGCAGUUUGCACAGUUUGGAGAUGAUCCGAAGGAAGAGGUCAUGGUCCUGGAGAGAAUUUUACUCCAGACAAUCAAGUUUGAUUUACAAGUUGAGCACCCCUACCAGUUUCUGCUGCGCUAUGCUAAACAGCUCAAAGGUAUUAAUAGCCAGUCAGGGGGGCAGAACCCACCUGCUCAACCUCCCUCCAAGAAAAACUCCCCCCAGGCCAGCCCCCCUGCCAAGAUUAAACGCCAACAUGUCUCUCCUAAAGAUGAACCUAAAGCCCCAACAGAGCAAGUUGGGUCUAAGAUACCCCGCCUGGAGAGUCCUAUGCCCCCUCUCCCUGUGUCCCAACCCCCAGAUCGCAAGGCUCCGUCUGUCAUCCCAGCUCCUCCCGCUGAAGCAGAACCGGCCACCUCAGCUGACAUGGAUCCAGCACAGGGCCCGGCUCCUCCUCUGCCCCACGGAGCCCCGCCCCCUCUGCCUCACCGCCCGCCACCCCCUCCUCCCUCCAAGUUCAGGGUUUCACGGUUAGACUUUAAAUCCACUGAUGCGAUUUGA